AUGGAUGAACGCACGCCGUUGAUACAGUCAGCAGGCCGACCGGUGGAUGACCCUGAGAGGCUGCCAGAGGCCAAAGGAGAAACCAGGUCUGGUGUGGACAUGGUCUUCUUUGCGAUCGCUGUAUUAGGUGUAUUUCUGGCUAUCGGCGACGAAUACUUCGUCUUCACUACAAGUGGCCAUAUCGCGUCGGACUUCCAUCGUCUUUCCCUUGGGCCUUGGCUCAUUACGGCAUACAAUCUAGGAUACUCUGUUACACUUCCUAUGUAUGGACGAGUUUGUGAAAUCUACGGUUACAAAAGGACUCUGCUGGUAGCAUACCUUGUCUUCACCAUUGGGUGCAUAAUCAGUGGCUUUGCGCCUUACCUCGGGAUUGUGAUAGCUGGUCGAUUCGUUGCUGGUGCGGGUGGUGCGGGCAUGACUGAUUUGAUCAGCGUGAUUAUUACAGAAAUGGCCCCGUUGAGAGAAGUCGCCGUCCUUCGAUGCUAUUUACAGAUGUCCGGAACUUUUGGUGUCACCAUCGGAUCCCCACUCGGUGGACUUCUGACCGAUCUACUAGGAUGGAGAUGGUCCUUCCUAGUCAAAGUUCCUCUGGGAAUCUUCUGCUUUACCAUGGCCGCAUGGCGAUUGCCCUCCGCUACGAACAAUGGAUAUUCGAACACUAAGGAGGAAGGGGAACUGGAUGAAUCGAAACCAGACCUGAACUUGCCAGGCAUUUGUCUGUUAGGGACGGUUAUCGCGGCGAUCAUGGGAGUGUGUCAGCUCGUGUCGGAAGAGUUACCUCAGAAGAACAUACUCAUGACAAUAUCAGUCGGUACCGUUGUCAUUGGAGGUGUCUUAUUCUGCUUGAACGAACGUUAUUGGACCAAAACUGCUCUGGUCCCCCUGUGUCUUUUGAAAACGAAUGGUAUCGGCCUAGCCUACAUCGCACAACUCCUGGCAAUGUUCACUUUUUGCGGGUUCUCGAGUAACUUUGCCGACUUUUGGGUCCGGACCAAAAAUACUUCUGCUAGCCUGGCGGCCUUGUCGAUUCUUCCCCUGGCUGCGGCUAGUACUUUGAGUGGUCUUGUUGUCGGCAAUAUUGUGCGCCGAACUGGGAAAUACAAAUCUCUUUCGAUCAAAUGUUGCUUGGCGAUGAUAUUGGGCAACGUUCUUCUGACCGUUCGACUACCUCAAGGCCCUUAUUACUGGGAGCUCCUCUUCACUAUUAUUAUAGGUAUUGGUAUGGGAGGGUUCUUCGCUGUGACAUUCGUCGGACUAUCAGCCUCGAUUCCCGAUCAGAUGUCUGCUACUGCAAUGACGGUGUACUACUUGGCGCAACAGCUGGGAAUGAUGAUGGGUAUUAGCGCAGCAUCUGUGACCUGUCGGAUGGUAUUCAGAGCAUAUCUUGAGCAGAAACUUGCCGACUUUGCGGAUUCGAUUCAGAUCAUUCACCAUGUACUCAAUGACAGUCGUUUCGGAUUUUCUUUGCCAGAACCGUUACAGACCUUGGUCAAGAACUGUUUUUUCCAAGCCUUCCGAGUUGUCCCAGUCAUGACUUCGGUUAGCAUGGCACUAGCAUUGCCAAUUCUGUGCUACUUGCCCGAGCGCUCUUUGGAUUGA
Messenger RNA from Penicillium cataractarum, 1599 nucleotides. Its product is annotated as transporter. Bases 1 to 1599 code for a protein of 532 amino acids. The transcript has 9 exons. Lineage: Eukaryota; Fungi; Ascomycota; Eurotiomycetes; Eurotiales; Aspergillaceae. Gene Ontology annotation, biological process: transmembrane transport; basic amino acid transport. The record is from RefSeq and is a predicted model, not a curated record. Gene Ontology annotation, molecular function: basic amino acid transmembrane transporter activity. Gene Ontology annotation, cellular component: fungal-type vacuole membrane.